AUGAAACUUUUGGUAAUGAUUAAAAUAUAAGUUAGAUGUAGAACUAAUCAUUAAAAAUGAGUAGAAAUCAAUUAUGUAAAUAAUUGAUCAUUUUCUAAUAAAUGAAAUAUCAUAUUGCCUUGUUUAUUUUUGUCAAUUUAGAAUUAUAUCAAAAAUUAGAUCAAAUAAAAAGUAUCUUUAGUAUAGAUUAAUAAAUAGAAGAAUGCAUUCUACAAUUAUCAAGGCUUCUAUCGGCUUUUAGCAAUCUUUUAUUAAUAUAUAGAAGGAAAAUGUGAUUCUAGAGAAAAUUUAUUGAUUAAAGGGACUAGUGAGACAUAUAUUGAAUUUUAUAAAAAAUAAAUAAGAAUAUUAUAAGAUAUAUAAUUGCAAUGAUGCAUUUUUUUUUAAAUUUAUACAUCAAUAUGUUACUGAAUUGAUCGAAAUUAAAAAAAAAAAAAAUUAGAAGAAAAUCUAACAAAAAAAAUUAUUAAGAGAUAAUUUUGAUGAAAUUAAAAGGAAGAUUGUUAUAAUAAAUCAGUUUAUUAAUUUCAUAAUAGAUUUAAGGGAGCUUAACUUAUUGCAAUUGAAUUGUUAUUAGAUUAAUAAAUUAUUCAUAAAAAUAUUGUUAAUAUUACAGAAAUCUAAUUUUCAUAAACUUUGA
Messenger RNA from Paramecium sonneborni, 640 nucleotides. The record is from the annotation of a GenBank genome assembly. Lineage: Eukaryota; Ciliophora; Oligohymenophorea; Peniculida; Parameciidae.